UCGUCCGCUCCACGAUGGCCGAUAAUACCACCACAGCAGUGUUUAUGUUUAGUUUAUUAUAGUAAUCGGGUCGCUGAGGAGGAAGAAUCAUGUCGCUGGAGGAGAAGCGGAGCGGAGCCCGGGCUCCGGAGGAGGAGGAGGCCCGGGCAGCGGACUUCUUCAUACCGGUACAAAGCGAGGGCGAGUGGGGGGAGGACUCCAGCAUGGAUCCGCGAAACGUGAUCCUGCGGAAGGCGGACGCUCUGGCCGCCCAGGACCGCCUGAAAGAGGCGAUAGAGAUGUUCUGCACGGCGCUGAGGCUCGAAUCGGUCCGGCCGGAGCAGCUGGGCACCUUGGUGGACUGCAUUGUGCGUGGUUACAGGAGGGGAGCCGGGGAGAGCGGAGCGGUUCUGCUCUGUCAGGGCUCCCAGGGUGGCCAGGACAGGGACGCGGACUGCGCGUUCGACUGUCCCGGCUGUCACAGGUUCAUGGGGGAGCCUGUCACGGUGGGAUGUGGGCAUUCAUACUGCAGGGGCUGCUUACACGGCGCGCUGUUGCCCAGGUGCCAGGUGUGCGGUGAGGACAUGGACCUCAUUAAACCCGGAGAAACCAAGCCCAACGUGGUUCUGAGUGCACUUCUGGAAAAGUGGUUCCCGGAGGAGGUGAGAAGAGCUAAGAGGGUCGGAGAAGCUGAGGCUCUACUGAGGAGCAGGCAUUUAGACCAAGCUGCUGCUCUGGCCAGUGAACUGUUAGAGUCUGACCCCAAUAAUGUCAGAUUGCGAGUUUGUCGAGGGGAGGUUUAUCGGAGUCUGCGGCUCUAUCACCAAUCGCUGGAUGACUGGGAUAUGUGUCUCAGCAUCUCUCCAUCUCUAGAGGGUUAUUACUGUAAGGCGAAGGUGCUGCAGGAGAUGGGUAGAGUGGAUGAGUCUCUGCAGCUCUUCCUGCAGUGUCUGGCUGUGGACGAGAACUUCCAGCAGGCCAAAGAAGAAGUGGAGAAGAUCCUCCAUGACCUGCUGUCUCCGGCGUGCGAGAGCAUGCAGGCCAGUCUGAGGGAAACUAAACCCUCAGCUCACCUGCGCAGUAAAGCCACGCUGUUAGACGCUCAGGUGAACACUAACACUCACCCUGCUUCCAUUGACUCACCACCCGAGUCCAGUGAGCUAUCCUCUGGUCAGAAGCUCGGCCGGUCAGAGAGUUUGGAGCGGUCAGGCUUGAGCCGAGCUCACUCCUUGAGGGCGCACCCACUGGGCGGUGCCAGGGAGGAGGGGCUAAAGAGGGUGUUCUCUGCCCCUCAGCUGGGUGACCAGGAAAAGGGGGCGUUACUAAAAAGGAAACUGUCUGGCUCAGAGGCGGGGCCAGGCCUGGUCAACACACACAGCAGCAAACACAAAAAACAAGGAGCGAUGGCCUCCGCAGCCCUGGCGGUCAGUGAGGAAACCGAACCCAGUUGGACCGUGCCAAGGGACCUGCUGGACCCCAACGACUUUGAAUGCCCGCUGUGUAUGAGACUGUUCUAUGAGCCAGUGACAACGCCUUGUGGACAUACAUUCUGUAAGAACUGUCUGGAGCGCUGCCUGGACCACAGCCCGCAGUGUCCACUCUGCAAAGAGAGCCUCAAAAUGUAUCUUGCCUCUAGGAAGUACGCUAUCACACAGGUUCUAGACGACAUUAUUAAGCAGUACCUGUCUGAAGAGCAUGUUGGGAGACAAAAGCUUCACACUGAGGAAACUAAAGAGCUGUCAGAUCUGCAGAAGAACGUUCCUAUCUUCGUGUGCACUAUGGCCUACCCCACUGUGCCUUGCCCGCUGCACGUGUUUGAGCCGCGCUACCGCCUGAUGAUCCGCCGCUGCAUGGAGACGGGAACGCGCCAGUUCGGCAUGUGCAUUAAUGAUGCCCAGAAAGGCUUUGCCGAUUACGGCUGCAUGCUCCACAUUCGGAGCAUCCACUUUCUGCCGGAUGGUCGCUCUGUGGUCGACACCAUAGGAGGGAAACGGUUCAGGGUUUUGAGCCGCAGCAUGAGGGAUGGAUACUGCACCGCUAACAUAGAGUACCUGCAGGACCAGCGGGUAGUAGAUGAGGAUGAGCUGGACCGUCUGCAGGAUCUGUAUGAUCAGGUUUAUAAUCAGGCCAAGGUUUGGUUCCACACGCUGGAGAACCGAUUCAGGAACCAGAUCCUGCAGCACUUCGGCCAGAUGCCAGACAGAGAGGCUGAUAUACAGGCGACCCCGAACGGUCCGGCGUGUUGCUGGUGGCUGCUGGCCGUUCUGCCGGUGGACCCUCGCUAUCAGCUCUCUCUGCUCUCCAUGACCACCCUGAGAGAGAGACUCGUCAAAAUACAGCACAUCCUCACCUACCUGCAGAACACACACACCGAGUAGUGCUCACACACACACAGCACUGUGCAAAAGUUUUAGACCCCUGAGAAAAUCAGAGGAAGCUGUUUAUCUGGGCUAUCUGCUAUAAAAGCACUAAUAUUAGCAUAAAUGCAAAUUUUAUGUAUGUCAGUGUGUUUGUUUAACCCUUUCCUGCCCUCUCCUCGAGAAAGGUCAGGAAGUUGGGAAUGCAGAAAUUUUAAGCCACGUUAAUGUGACGCUAACGACGACGUCACGCAGGAUCAUUUGCCUUUUUUCCAUUGUUUUGGUAAUUUACAUCAAACAGAAUGUCAUGCUGCAUUAUAGUUAGGCGUGAUGCGUAUGGAGUCAACUUUUGCCAAAAGUGUCAAAUAAAAUAAUAAAAUCCACAAACAAACAGCAACAAAAGCUUCCAAACUAUGUCGCAAAUACAAUAGGAGUUAAAUCAGACUUAAUUUUUUCAGAAAGAUUACAUUCAUUUUCAUUCAUUUUGAAAUAAAUGUCAGCCGUUUCUUGAAAAAACAAAAAUGAAGAAGCGCUGCAGAGGUCGCAAAGAUGAAGCAAAAGGACAGGCGCUCCUGGGGCAUGGGUGCCGCAGACUCAAAAUAACAGUCCCAUGCUGGGAGUGACAAAAAAACAGAAAAUCCAUCUGCAUCCACAAAGCACAUGCAGAAUAAAUCCCAGAGCAAAGAAAAUCCUGAGCACACCGUCCUCAGAGAAGUAUAAAUAGCCUUUAUUGAAACAUGGCAAGGUGUAUAAAAAUGUGCCGAUGCAUUGCAGCAUAUCAAUAUCAAUUAUCAAUUGAUGUGAUAUUUUGUGUCCUGCACAUUUUUUUUACAUAUUGCCAUAUUUUAUACAUAUUUUGAGUAAUCUGGUUACUUACUUUACUUUUUCUGUUUGCUAAGGAGCCCUGCUGGUGACCUCCCAGAUCAAUAAUGCAUGGCCACGCUGUAUUAACUCGUGGGAACGAGGUCCUAAUGUGUGGCCACGACUUUGUAAGGCAUGGGAACAAGAUCAUGCCUUACUAAGUUGUGGCCACGCAUUAUUUUUAUUUGCUCAGGAUGUCACCAGUUUGCUGAUGUUGCUGAUAUUUUUUGCUUCUGAAAUCUUUAAUUUGCUUCUGACUUUUGGCACAUUUUCACAGGGGGCGGGGCUCAGAACAGGGCGCUCACCUACACACACGAAAUGCGACAGAAGAGCGAAUCCAGAAGCAAAAAUAUAUCAGCAAAUUUAAAAAAGCAAAAGGCAUAAUACAUUAAUAUUAGAAUGAGUGAAAAUGGAUAGUAAUCUUUUUUUAAAAAUUAAGUUUUGCUUGUGGAUUUUAUUUUUUCAUUUAAACAUUCGGCGCAAAAUUGAUGACGACAAUAGAUAAAUGUGUAAACAUAACUGACACGUCAGACCACUGAUGCACAUCAGCUCAUUCCUAAUGCCACUUUAUGCAAACGAGCUGAGGGUGAACCAGUCAGAUUGCUGAGGUGUGGUGCUGCAACUGAUUGUGUCACGUCUGCAGUCACACAGUGGGGUUUAGCACACUGAGUGGGAGAUAUAAUGGUUGCUAAAACGUUAUUAUUAUGUUAGAUGAUUCUUUUUAAAGUUUAAAAGUGUUAAGCUGCUUUGGCUUCCAUCUCCGCACACGUUUUCACUCUUUGCACCUCAGCCUGCAUGUUUUAGUGUCUCGCUGUGAUGUAAAUACAGCGUGAAACACUGCAGUUACUGCAGGUUUUAAAUUAUAUGAUUUUUUUUUCCUUUGCUAGAAAAGUUCAGAUCUCUGUGGUUAUUACUGUUAUUAGCAGUUGCAGCCCUGAAAUCAGCCCCCUCAGUCCCCCCACUUUCCGCGUCUCUGAAGCCCAGUAUUAAUCAGAGUGAUCAUCCAGUACCUGCUUUAUCUGAUCAAUACUUCAUUAUGUUAAAUCAGGAGCUGCUGAUGGAACUGAACAAAGUCCUGUGGUGGUCAGGAAACGAAUCUGUGUUCCUCUUUGUUCUUCUUAUUUACAUAUUCAUAACUUGACUGAAAUCAGCACAUUCUGACUCCUGACUGUGUUUAUGUUUAUUUAUGUUUAUUUUAAUGAUAAAUAGUGUUAAAUCAAACUUUAAGCCCAGAUAAACAGUUAAAACCGUUUCUGCGGCUAAAACUUCUGCGCGGUUCUGUAUAUUAAUGGAAAUAAUCGGACGCUCAUUGGAUUCACCGUCACUGACUCACUUUCUGUCGUCUCUCUUUUCAUCUCUCUCUUUUCCCACUCAGUCUCCUUUUCUCGCUUCCUCUGUCUCUUUUUCCCCUUUCAUCUCUCUCCCCACACUUUCUCAUCUCUUUCUCUUUUUUUAUCCCUCUUUUCUUUUGUCUCAGUCCCUUUAUCUCUCUUCUUUUCUUACUCUGUUUCUUUUCUCUUUCUCCCUCUCCCUCUUUUUCUUUCCCAGUGCUUCUCUUUUUUUUAUCGCUCGUCUUCCUUUCUUUCUCUUUUCUCCUCUCUCUCUCUCUCUCUCUCCCUCGCCCUCUCUCUGUCUCUCUCUCUCUCUCUCUCUUUCUCUCCCUCUCUCUCUCUCUCUCUCUGUGUUCUGAGUGAAACAGAAUCCUAAAUGCUGAUUGUUUGUUGUCUCUGAAUCUGAUGGACUUUUUUCUGUUUGUAAUGUUUUUAUUUAAUCAAAAUGCAAAUGAUGGAAUGGGAAAAUCCGUCUCUCAGUUUAUUCUACUGAGAGAGAGGGAGUGUGUGUGUGUGUGUGUGUGUUUUAGCGCACUCGAGUUACUUUCAUAUCACCGGAGCGGAAGGAAAAAAACAUGCACGAUCCCUCGAUCCCGUUUUCCUUCACCUCUCUGUUCCCGCAGUUGCACUAAUCAGAACUUCCACAAGAGAGCGCUGUUAUUCAAGACCGCAGUAUUAAAGGGCAAUUCCACCAUUUUUCCACAAUUUCCCCAUAAUUCAGUGUGUGAGGUGUAAACAGAGAGAUUCAGAGUGGUUUGGUGUGAAAUGGUUCAGAUGACUUUACAGUGGUGGUGAUAGGAACCAGGGGUCGCCAUGACUACAACACAAAUAUAGACAUUUUAUUUACUAUCCAGAACCACCAGUGAACCUACACGAGUCUUCUGAGUUUAUAUGGAAUGUUGAUGACAGUAAAGCUAUUUAAUUAUUUUAAAAAUGUCUUAAAAAAAUGUUCAAAACUAUCAUAAAACAGUGUCUCAGUCAUCAGGCAGUGAAUUCAUAACCAUUUCAUGUAGUAACUUUCUGUGAGGGAGCUUUUAGAGGUGGAUGUCUGGUUCCUAUCACCACCACUGUGAACAGUUCUGACUCGGUAAGUUUAUCUAGAACAGAGCUCUGGACAACUUUGUCUUAACCAUUUAAUUAUUCAGAAAUUGUUGAAAAUGUGGUGGAAUUCCCCUUUAACUGUUUAUUGAAGCCUAAAGUUCCCAUAUCUGUAAAAGCUUCUGUGACUGAAAUGAGUUUUUGGAGCGUAUUUGUGUAAAUAUACUGGCAGUUUGAACAGAGCAGUACUCUGUGAAGUCUGUACGCUGCCUCAGCGAGUGGACGCACUAACUUUGCCUUAUUAAAACCAUUCUGCAUUCUGCUUAUGUGGCAUAAUGCACUGGCUUCGAGGUUUUUGCAUUUGUAUUUCAAAUUCCUUUUGUGUAUGUGUACAGUUUAUGAAAGAAUGACUCGGCUGUAUGCAAAUCAGUGUUUUGGGGAGGAAAUUAUUGUUGUUUUUUUACAGAACUGUGCUUUUUUGCUUGAAUAUUUAUGUUGUCAAUUUUAAAUUAAAAUAAAAUUGAAUUUAAAAACUA
Messenger RNA from Colossoma macropomum (tambaqui), 6102 nucleotides. It is a transcript of the gene lonrf1, whose product is annotated as LON peptidase N-terminal domain and ring finger 1, like. NCBI's taxonomy places the organism in Eukaryota, Metazoa, Chordata, Actinopteri, Characiformes, Serrasalmidae. The record is from RefSeq and is a predicted model, not a curated record. The coding region runs from base 90 to 2357 and encodes 755 amino acids. The transcript has 12 exons. Gene Ontology annotation, molecular function: protein binding.